Puntigrus tetrazona (Sumatra barb) is the source of this 1541-nucleotide messenger RNA. Its product is annotated as olfactory receptor 1496-like. Gene Ontology annotation, molecular function: G protein-coupled receptor activity; olfactory receptor activity. The record is from RefSeq and is a predicted model, not a curated record. Gene Ontology annotation, cellular component: membrane. Gene Ontology annotation, biological process: G protein-coupled receptor signaling pathway. Lineage: Eukaryota; Metazoa; Chordata; Actinopteri; Cypriniformes; Cyprinidae. The transcript is spliced from 2 exons. The coding region runs from base 114 to 1133 and encodes 339 amino acids.
CUUGUUGGUCGAGUUCAGCAGUGGUCCCCUCACCAUAGAGGAUCACCUAUGAGCACACCCCUCUCAUAAACUGAGCGACUAACAUGGGGUCUCUAGGCCUCUAACGAUAGUCCAUGUUAUGCAAGACAACAGGAAUCAUGAGCUCCAUGCAGUCAGACUCCUCUGCAAAUGUGACCUUUAUUCGUCCUGCAACAUUUUUUAUCAGUGACUUUUCAAAUAUCCCACAUGCAAAAUACUACUAUGUGUUCCUGUCUUUAGUGUAUGUUGUGACUGUUUUAGGAAAUUCAUUUAUCAUGUGUAUCAUUUAUUUGGCCCGCAGACUCCACACAGCCAAAUACAUUGCUGUUUUUCAUCUGGCUUUUUCUGAUCUGUGUGGAAGCUCAGCUUUGAUUCCAAAAAUCAUAGACAUGUUUUUAUUUGAGCACCAGGACAUUUCUUAUGACGCGUGCAUGGCUAAUAUGUUUUUUGUAUACCAUUUCAUGAAUCUGCAGUCUUUGACACUUCUUGCUUUGGCUUAUGACAGAUUGGUAGCUAUUUGUUUUCCUCUGCGGUAUCAUGCCAUUGUAACCAAACCAGCCAUGUUUCUGAUCAUAGGAGCGAUGUGGAUUUUGUCUGUGACAUUUUUUUCUGUACUUGUAGGUUUGGUGAAUAGACUCUCUUUUUGUAGGUCUAAUGUACUUAAUAGCUACUUUUGUGAUUACGCCCAGAUCUGUAGACUAGCCUGUAAUGAUAAUUCUAUAAAUGUUUUGAUAGCUAAUAUUUCCUAUGGUCUUCUGAUUUGCACACCACUCAUACUGAUCAUCAUUACAUAUUUCUGCAUUUCUCUGGCUUUGCUUAAGAUUGCUCAUGGUGCUGACAGAAUGAAGGCCAUAAAAACCUGUACUUCACAUCUCAUAUUGGUGGCAAUUUUUUAUCUCCCAGUUUUAAGCAAUAUCAUUGCAUCUGUAACAACACCUUUGCAUUUAAAUACUCAGAUAAUUAACAAUUCCCUGACACAGGCAAUACCACCUAUGCUGAAUCCCAUCAUAUACACUCUAAAGACAGAGGAGGUCAUGCAAUCCAUAAAAGACCUGUACAAACGGAGCAGGGUGAACAUAACGAGAGAAAGGAAGAUGAAAUGCAGUAGAAUUUAAUAUAAUUACAGGUUUAAUUACAUGUCUUCUGAUCAAUGUGUGAAGGAAAAAUAAUAUGAGGUACAUUUUGCCUACCACAAAAUUGCUGUUAAUUGACUGCCUGAAUGAAACUCUUAUGUUUUUAUGUGUGAAUUUGCGAAUUAAACAGACCAAAUAUGUUUAAAAUCUUUGGGCAUAAAUUAGAAAUGCUGAUUUGGGAUUUAUUUCUGCUUUGAUAUUAUUUAUUAUAAAAAUGUUCAAAUAAUUUCAGUCAAGUCUUAAUAAUAAAGCUUUGAAACUAUGGACAUUUUCAUUCAGUGAUUUAAUAAGUCAAUUAAAAGAACAAAUAUAUUACUUGACUCUUAAUAUAAGAAUAAUUUUUUUUAAAAAGAUCUGCAUCUUAUUUGUUGUGCAUAUUAACACACAUCU